AUGUUAAAAUCUCAUUAUUCAUGGUUACAGCUGCUUAUUUUUUGCUUAUUCAUGGUGACAACCAUCAUGAUGAUGUGGUCGAAUGAUUCAAACAAGCACCUUGGUGUACAUGCACGUGUGAUGAUUCAAGACUAUGAUUUGAUUGAUGAUAAUGUAAUUUCAAGAAAAUGUCACCAACGUGGUCGUAGACGUGUUCAUCGUUCUUUAUCUACACAACCCUCCUCCUCCUCCUCACUCGUAUUACUCGAUGAUUCAUUACCUCGAAUGUCACCAAGAUGCACUCGGACAAGAAGAAAAACUCAAAAGAUUAUUCUUAUUCAACAACAACAACAAAAGAAAUCAACUCUGAGAUCUUCAUGUUGUUGUCAACAAAAUCAAUUCCCAGGUGCUGAAUUGACCAUUCAAAUGCCACCCUCUGAACAUCGAAUUAUUCUCAAAGCUCCUCCUCCUCCUACUGCACAACCAACUGUGGAACAACCACCCAGCACUACUCCAGUUGAAACUAAAUCUCAACCAACCAAUGUUCAAGUGAGUGUGGAAUUAGGUAUUAAGCGUGGUGGUGGUGGUGCUGGUGGUAAAAGAGUGUUACCCAAUGUUGUUGAAUCAGCAACUCCAACAACAACUCCAACCACAAAUAAUAAUCAACAAACCUCUUCAAGUGGUAGUAGUUCCAGUGCAAGUACCAGUGGUAGUAGUGGUAGCAGCACAAGCAACUCUCAAGUGACUACAGAGUCCAGUGGUGGCAGUGGUACCAGUAGCAGCACAAGCAGUUCCACAAGCAACUCCAAUCAUAGUGAGUCUUCUUCAAACAGUUCCUCUCAGCAACAAGAAACCUCCUCAAACAAUGAGAGCAGUAGUACAAGUACCACUACUACUACUUCUGGAAGGAGCAAUAAUCGUCGUAAUCGUCGACGUAAAAAGAUUAUUCGAAAUGUUAUUGGCACAGUGAUCAACAACAAUCAGAGUUCUGUUUCCUCUUCUACAAGAAGAAGAAGAACAAACACCAGUCGUACGACAAGUACAACUAGUAGUACAACUACUACUCAGAGUGGUCGUCGUCGUCAACGUCAAACACGUACGACUCAAAGAAGUAAGGCUAGCAGUAGUAAGGCGAGUAGUCGUCGUCAAAUUCGUACGACUCAAAAGACCACCACCAAUAAUAGUCGUCGUAAUCGUAAUCGUAGCAGUACAACUUCAACUACUACCAGGAAAAGACAAAAACCAUCCACCACUACAACAACAACAACUAGUAACAAUUGUCGUUUGAAAUAUUCAUUCCCUUCAUUCAAACAAUGUGAUUCAAGAUGGAGUAGUGAUAAACUUGGAACAAGUAGUGUAACUAUUUGUAAGGCUGGAUGCUUGAUGACUUCUAUUGCCAUUGCAUUGAAUGGUAUUGGACGUACACCAUUCACUCCUAAAGAAUUCAAUCAAUGGCUCAUUCAACAUGGUGGUUAUCUCAAUAAGAAUUUAUUUGUAUGGGCAUCCAUUGAGAAGGAAUUUGGUGUUAAGUAUGCAGGACGUACGACCAGUAUUGAAAGUGUGGUACCAAAGAAUUUGUGUGCUGGUCGAUUGGUUAUUCUCAAAUUGAGACGAGGUACUACCAGUAAGAAUGAUCAUUUUGUUGUGGCCACAUCCUAUGAUGCUACAAGUAAGGAAUUUACGGUAGUUGACCCUGCCUUUAAUAGAAAUAGAUACAAAUUGAGUGAUAUUGAAAGAAGUGAUUCUUAUACUUUUUAA
Molecule: messenger RNA, 1737 nt
Organism: Naegleria lovaniensis
Lineage: Eukaryota; Heterolobosea; Eutetramitea; Acrasida; Naegleriidae
Exons: 2
Coding region: 1-1737 (578 amino acids)
Source: RefSeq, a predicted model, not a curated record